UUAAAUUAAGGCAAUUAAUUAUAUUGUAAUAAAAUUAGUUUAAAUAACAUCAAGAUAACGUCAAAAUCUUUUAUGCCAGCAUUAACUAAACAAUAAUAACAACAAUAUAAUCACGUGAUCAAGUUCAAUGAUGAAGAAAAUAAAAAUAAAAACAGAAAAAAAAAAAUAUAUUUGACGCCAUUAGAUUAAAGUUUCCCUCUCUUAGUGAUGUAUCAUAUGUAUAUAGUGUGUGAGUCACAGGAAACAAAGUUUAUUAAUUAACUUCGUGUAAUUAAAUUUUUGUAUCGUUAGUUUUUGUUGGACAUUUUGUUAUUUGUACAUUGUAUGAACAAUACAAAUUGUACAUAUUAGCGCGAAUUUCAUUGACGCCAUUGGAAAACAAAUAUAAUAAUUAAGUGUCGACACUACCACCACCACUAUCACCACGAGUGAUCAACAUUCAACAGUCAUUUGUCAUUAAGAAAAAAAAACCUGUAGAUUGUUAAAAGCAAUAAAUUAAAUUGUUGACAAUAAGUUAAAUGAUAAAUAAUAAUAAUUUUAGUAAAUGUUAAAAAUUAUAAAUUUAUUGUUAAAGAAUAUUAUUGACAGAUGUUUAUUAUACAACGUUGAGAUAAAAUAGGUUUUUCUUUUUUUUGAUUUUAUCAUGCCUUUGGCAAAUGUAACUGUUCCUUGGAAUCAACAACAUGUAACUGACAAGCAAGGAACAGAAAUUUUACCAGCAGAAAUUCAAGAAGAUACAAUGAUUGCUCAUAGUUCAACAAAUAAUUCUAAUAAUAAUAAUAAAAAAAAAAAUAAUCAUCAAAAUGGUUCACAAAUUGAAUCACAUGAAAUUGAAUUAUGUGAACUUGUACGUGAUGGUCAUGAAAAAGCUGAUCCAAGUCAUUUUGAUUUAUUAAAAGUACUUGGACAGGGUUCAUUUGGUAAAGUAUUUCUUGUACGUAAAAUUGUUGGUAAAGAUAAAGGUACACUUUAUGCUAUGAAAGUAUUAAAAAAAGCAACAUUAAAAGUACGUGAUCGUGUUAGAACUAAAAUGGAAAGAAAUAUAUUAGUUGAUGUUGAACAUCCAUUUAUUGUACGUUUACAUUAUGCAUUUCAAACUGAAGGAAAAUUAUAUUUAAUACUUGAUUUUUUACGUGGUGGUGAUUUAUUUUCACGUUUAUCUAAAGAAGUUAUGUUUACUGAGGAAGAUGUUAAAUUUUAUUUAGCUGAAUUAGCACUUGCAUUGGAUCAUAUACAUAAUCUUGGAAUUAUUUAUCGUGAUUUAAAACCAGAAAAUAUUUUACUUGAUAGUAGUGGUCAUAUGUCACUGACUGAUUUUGGAUUAAGUAAACAACCACUUGAUGAUACAAAAACUUAUUCAUUUUGUGGUACUGUUGAAUACAUGGCACCAGAAGUUGUUAAUCGUCAUGGUCAUUCAUUUGCUGCUGAUUGGUGGAGUUUUGGUGUUCUUAUGUUUGAAAUGUUAACUGGUGCAUUACCAUUUCAAGGACAAAAUAGAAAAGAAACAAUGGAACAAAUAUUAAAAGCAAAACUUGGUAUGCCAUAUAAUAUAUCACCAGAUGCACAAUCAUUAUUACGUAUGUUAUUUAAAAGAAAUCCAGCAAAUAGACUUGGAACAAAUGGUAUUGAUGAAAUUAAAAAUCAUUUAUUUUUUUCAUCAAUUGAUUGGAAUGCAUUAUAUAAUAAACAAGUUAUACCACCAUUUAAACCAGCAGUUAGUCAAGAAGAUGAUGCAUUUUAUUUUGAUACUGAAUUUACAUGUAAAACACCAAAAGAUUCACCAGGUCUUCCACCAAGUGCAAAUGCACAUGAAUUAUUUCGUGGUUUUAGUUUUAUUGCACCUGGUUUACUUGAACAUAAUAAUAAUUCAUCUAUUAAAAAUAAUACAAAUGAAUUAUUAUGUUUAAAAAAUAUAAAUGAAAAUCUUGUAAAUACAUUUCCAACAUAUAUUAAUUUAAUACCAGUACGUGAUGAAUAUGAUUUUAAACAUGAAAUUGGACAUGGUAGUUUUAGUACUGUUUAUUUAGCAAUACAUAAAACAACUAAAACUGAAUAUGCUAUUAAAGUUAUUGAAAAAUCAAAACGUGAUCCAACUGAAGAAAUUGAAAUAUUAUUACGUUAUGGUAGACAUCCACAUAUUGUUACAUUACGUGCUGUUCAUGAAGAUGAAAAAUCAGCAUAUCUUGUAUUAGAAUUAUUAAAAGGUGGUGAAUUAUUAGAUCGUUUAGUUGAACGUAAAAAUUUUAGUGAAAGAGAAGCAUCUGAAGUAAUAUAUACAAUUGUUAGUGUUGUUUAUUAUUUACAUGAAAAUGGUGUUGUACAUCGUGAUUUAAAACCAUCAAAUAUAUUAUAUGGUAAACCUGGUGGUGAUCCAUCAACUUUAUGUAUAUGUGAUUUGGGUUUUGCAAAACAAUUGAGAGCUGAAAAUGGUUUAUUAAUGACACCAUGUUAUACAGCUAAUUUUGUUGCACCAGAAGUAUUAAAAAGACAAGGAUAUGAUGCUGCUUGUGAUAUUUGGAGUCUUGGUGUAUUAUUAUAUAUAAUGCUUGCUGGUUAUACACCAUUUUCAAAUAGUCCUGGUGAUAGUGCUAAUGAAAUAUUAGAUCGUAUUGGACCUGGUUAUGUUGAUGUUGAAACUGGUGUAUGGACAUGUAUAUCAAAUGAGGCUAAAGAACUUGUUAAAAGAAUGUUACAUAUUGAUCCUCAUAGAAGACCAAAUGCUGCUGCUAUAUUAAAAUAUCCAUGGAUUGCAAAUAGACAUCGUCUUCCACAAAAAAAUUUACCUGAAACAACAAGAGAUAUACAAAGUUUAAAGACGUCAGUUGCUGCAACUUACAAGGCCAUGUCAAAUAGCCCUGGAUUGCCUCAUAUUGGUCCAGUUGUCAUGUCUGAUUUGGCAAGACGUCGAACAAUGGCUAAACCAAAUCGCCCAACAAUAGUUUAAUUUAAAUAAAUAUCGAUUCUACGUGUGCCCAUAAUAUUCAAGUAUUUCAAAUAAUCAUUUUUUAUUCGUAUUCAUUCUAGUUGAAAGAAAAAUAUAAAAAAAACAAACACGCCAGUUCAAGAAUAACCAUAAGUGCAUUAACAAAAUCCAUUUAAAUGGCUCAUAAUCAUCAAAUAUUAACAAAUAGUAGUUUAAACAUUUUUUUUUUUUUUUUUAAUUUUAAUUUAUGUAUAUAAUAUACUUUACUUGUUAAUUUUCAAUGCAAGAAAAUUGAGCUGCUAUUUUCUGGCACUGUGCCAACGUAAUAUAUUAUAUUUGGUUAUUAUUUCUUAUUAGAUUUUGUUUUUUUUUUUUUAUGUUAAUAAUGAAUUAAUAAUUAUGCGUUUAGUCAUUCCACUGUCGUUAAAAGAAAACAAAAAUUAUUCAUGAUAGAGAGAUAGAUAAAAAUCUUGCCAAAGUUAAUUGAGAAAAUCCAGUUUUAAAAAACUGUUUAUUCUCCAAUUUGUUGCUGAAUCGAAAAAAAAAAAAAAACGUAAAAUAAUAUUAUAAAUUUAUUAUUUAUAUUUAAUUUUAUUCCAGUUAUUUUAUUUUUAAUUAUGCUUUUGCAAUUAAAAGGUUCGAUAAUAUAACUAAACAUUGUUAAAAAAUAAUAAAUUUUAAAAGUAAAAAGAAAACAUUCUAAAAAUUUAAAUAAUAUUCAAAAAAUAAAUAAAUUAAUAAAUAAUAAAGAUUAUAAACAUUUAAAAUAUAAUUAUAUUAAAUAUUAAAAAUUUUGUCAUUUAUGUAAUUCGUCGAAAAAAUACCUCGUUAGAUUUUUAAAAAAUGUAUACACAAUUAUUCAAGGCCUUAUGAAUGCCCAAGUCAAUGUUUAUUAAUUUAAUUAGAUAAAAAUAAUAACUGUAAUUGACUGAAUGGUUUGUAAAAUAUAUUCAUCGUGUCAAUAUAUUAUGUAAAAAAAUGAUUAACGAUAUUAAUUAACAUUAUCAAGCAUGUAUCUGAAUUAUAAACAAAAUAUAUGAAAAGAAUAUGAUUAUAUAUUUAAAUAUUGUCUGGAAAUAAAUAAAACAAGCAAAAAAAUGACAUUAUAUAAAUUUG
Molecule: messenger RNA, 4039 nt
Organism: Aphidius gifuensis
Lineage: Eukaryota; Metazoa; Arthropoda; Insecta; Hymenoptera; Braconidae
Gene: S6kII
Product: ribosomal protein S6 kinase 2 beta
Exons: 4
Coding region: 644-2944 (766 amino acids)
Biological process (GO): intracellular signal transduction; protein phosphorylation
Molecular function (GO): magnesium ion binding; ribosomal protein S6 kinase activity; ATP binding
Source: RefSeq, a predicted model, not a curated record